UAGCAAAUGCGUCGGUACAUCUUAAACUAAUUUAACAGGCCGUAGGAAGUUUCCCCAAAUGAACGCGUCAGCCAACAAAAGGCUCGGGUGCGAAAAGAAUUGCAUUUGGAGGCUGGAGAGCAAACGCUUAGCCUUUUUGAGAUCGCCAGUUCGGCAAUGUCGGAGUAAUCCGGACUCUUACCUGCAGUGUACUAGCCUACCUUUUUAAAGUCGUCCUUCUUUCGCCUCCCUAUUGACGUCAGACACAAGAGGCAGCCGAACUGGGAGAAGGCUCCUCUCGCUAGCGAGGAUUUGCGAAAGCGUAGGAGGAGCUGUCAAAAGUUUUAAGUUUUAAGUCGAGACUGGAUUUCCACAAUCUAAGAUCAACCCAGCGCGACCGACUUGGACAAUGUUCACUAACGAAGAAGCCGUAGAAUUAUGUAGUAAAUAAUCACUUGUCGCGCAACUAGUUCAAAGAGUUAAAGAAACGAAAUGGCAAGCUUAACUGAAACUGGAUUCCUUUUCACAUUACUACUUUACUUCGGCUUGUGUGCAACGCCGGAAAAGAAAGUAUGUCAGGGAGGCAACAACAGACUUACUCUUCUGAGUAGUGUGGAUGAUCACUACCAGAAUAUGUUGAAGAUGUACAGCAACUGCACCGUGAUUCUGGAGAAUCUGGAAAUCACACACACCACCCACGAACAUGACCUGUCCUUUCUUGAGACCAUCGAAGAGGUUGGAGGCCAUGUCUUGAUAGGUCUCAACAAAGCUCACACAAUCCCGCUGAGCAACCUGCGCAUCAUCCGUGGCCACACGCUGUAUGACAGUUCCUUCGCCCUGGCCGUCCUGUCCAACUUCAACUUGACCACCGGCAAAGGCACCAGGUGGCUGUCCCUCACCAGCCUCAACGAAAUCCUGAAAGGAGGAGUGAAGUUUGCCAACAACCGUUAUUUGUGUAACGUGGAGAGCAUCCAGUGGGCUGACAUCGUGAACACGAAAAGCAAAUCUACAAUAAUCAAGCCAGACCCCAGCACAGACAAAUUUUGCAUGUUACAGAAGUGCCAUUCAAGCUGUUAUAAUGGCUCCUGUUGGAGUCCUGGCCUUGAGAACUGCCAGAUAUACACGAAGCUGACGUGUGCGGAGCAGUGCUCUGGGAGGUGCAAAGGCCCCAAGCCCAGCGACUGCUGCAAUGAGCACUGUGCAGCCGGCUGCACGGGGCCCCGACCCACGGACUGCCUGGCCUGCAGGGACUUCCAAGAUGAAGGAACAUGCAAAGAUGCGUGCCCACCUCUCAUGCGCUAUGACCCCAACUCCCAUCAGCUGGCCCCCAACCCGGACGGGAAGUACAACUUCGGGGCCACGUGCGUGAAGACCUGCCCACACAACUACGUGGUGACAGACCACGGCGCGUGCGUGAGAGCCUGCAGCCCCGGCACCUACGAGGUGGACGAGGACGGCGUCAGGAAGUGCACAAAGUGCGACGGGCUGUGUCCAAAAGUUUGCAUGGGGCUUGGUGUGGGGCAUCUGGCUGGCAUUCUGUCAGUCAAUGCCAGCAACAUUGAUUCGUUCGAGAACUGCACAACGAUCAAUGGAGAUGUCUCAAUCCUGAAAACGACGUUCGAAGGGGACAUAUACACUAAAACACCAAAGAUGUCUCCCGCCAGACUCAGCGUCUUCAAAAGUAUCAAAGAAAUUACAGGGACUCUGCUGAUUCAGUACUGGCCACAAAACAUGUCCUCCCUCAUCCCCUUUGAAAACCUGGAGGUCAUCCGUGGAAGGACGAAGUAUCAGGGCACGGUCAGCCUCGGGGUGAACCGAAUCUCCGUCACCCACCUGGGCCUGCGUUCUCUGCGCGAGAUCAGCGACGGGGACGUGUCCAUCACGCAGAACCCUAACCUCUGCUACACCAGCGCCGAGUACUGGAAACGCCUCUUCAAGUCGGACAAGCAGGUCAUCAGGCCCAUGCAGAACGCCGACCCAGAAACCUGCGCAAAUCAGAACCGCACCUGCGAUGAGAUGUGCAGCACUGAUGGUUGCUGGGGACCGGGCCCAUCCAUGUGCUUCAGCUGCAAGCACCGGAGCCGCGGAAGAAGCUGCGUGGCCUCCUGCCACCUCCUGGAGGGAGAGCCUCGGGAAUGCGAGGUCAACAAGACAUGCAUGCAGUGUGACCCCGAGUGCAAGCCCCUCAACGGAACCCCAACCUGCACAGGGCCUGGCCUCGACGGGUGCGUGGAGUGCGCCAACUUCCGAGACGGCCCCCACUGCGUGGCCCGCUGCCCGCAAGGCGUGCCCGGGGAGAACGAGACACUCGUGUGGAAGUAUCCGGACAGCACGAGGGUGUGCCAGCUGUGCCACCACAACUGCACCCAGGGAUGCAUUGGGCCAACUCUAGAAGACUGCAAAGAUUUUAAAAGUUACUCGGGUAUGUCAGUGAUCGCCGCAGGUGUGGUGGGCAGCCUCCUGGCCUUGGUCAUCCUCAGCCUGGCCGUGACGGUGCUGAUCAGAAGGCGGAACAUCAAGAGGAAGAGAACCAUGCGUAGGCUGCUCCAGGAGAGAGAGUUAGUAGAGCCACUCACCCCCAGUGGAGAAGCACCCAAUCAGGCGCUGCUGCGCAUCCUCAAAGAAACGGAGUUCAAGAAGAUCAAAGUGCUCGGGUCUGGAGCGUUUGGCACCGUGUACAAGGGCCUAUGGGUCCCAGAAGGGGAAGAUGUGAAGAUCCCCGUCGCCAUAAAGGUUUUGCGAGAGGCCACGUCCCCAAAAGCAAACAAAGAGAUCUUGGAUGAAGCCUAUGUGAUGGCCAGCGUGGAUCACCCCCAUGUUUGCCGCCUGCUCGGGAUAUGCCUGACGUCCACCGUGCAGCUGGUCACCCAACUCAUGCCAUACGGCUGCCUGCUCGACUAUGUCAGAGAAAACAAGGGCAGAAUUGGCUCUCAGCACCUGCUCAACUGGUGUGUGCAGAUCGCCAAGGGUAUGAGCUACUUAGAAGAGCGCCACCUAGUGCACAGGGAUUUGGCUGCGCGUAACGUGCUGGUGAAGACUCCUCAGCAUGUGAAGAUCACUGACUUUGGCCUGGCUAAGCUCCUCAGUGCAGACGAGAAAGAGUACCAUGCAGAUGGCGGAAAGGUACCAAUAAAAUGGAUGGCCCUUGAAUCCAUCCUUCACAGGAAGUACACCCAUCAAAGCGAUGUGUGGAGUUAUGGUGUGACGGUUUGGGAGCUGAUGACGUUCGGCACAAAGCCUUACGACGGGAUCCCUGCCAGCGAGAUCGCCGGAGUCCUGGAGAAGGGAGAGCGACUACCCCAGCCGCCCAUCUGCACCAUCGACGUCUACAUGAUCAUGGUGAAAUGCUGGAUGAUCGAUGCAGACAGCAGGCCAAGGUUCCGCGAGCUCAUCGCAGAGUUUUCGAAGAUGGCGCGAGAUCCAACACGGUAUCUAGUCAUUCAGGGUGACGACAAGAUGCACCUGCCCAGCCCGUCCGACUCCAAGUUCUACCGCAGCCUGACGGGCAGUUUAGACCUGGACGAGGCCGUGGACGUGGACAAGUACCUGGUGCCCAACCAUGGGUUCUUCAGUAGUCCCAGCACCUCCCGCACACACCUGCUGCACUCUGUGAAUUCCUUCCCGCCGAGAGAGAACAGCCUUGUGCUGCGCUACAUCCCAGACCCGACGGACCAGUUCCUGGCCGGAGACUUCCAACCCGCCCCAGAGUACAUGAACCAGAAUGGCACCGUCGCGUCCGACAUGACCAACCCCAUCUACCAGCAGCCAGGGCCACUGCUGGCCCACCCGACAGGCCCGCUGCAUGAGACAGAGGAGGAGUACCUCCACUGCUUCAGCGGCCCCGCGGAGGCUACGCCGUCUCCAGCCACCCCGCCCGAGUACCUCAACGCCCGGCGUGACGGUACCGGCUUCAUCGGCCAGAACGGCAGCAUGGACAACCCGGCCAUCCCUGGCUACCAGCAGGACUUCCGCGUCCUGGGCAUCAAGCCAAAGUGCAAUGGCCACCUACCGGCAGCAGAGAACGCGGAAUACCUGGGACUGGAGGUGCAUUAGCGGCACCGCUGGCGCUCCGUCAGCCACGAUUUCGAAUGGCCGUCGGGAGCAUAGGAACCGUUUGGGAGCUAGAAGAGAGACUUGGUGGGACUAUUCAUUCUGGGGAGAGGACACAGGGCAAAGCAACGAUUGGGCUUUGGUGAAAGCUCUGCACUGCCCUCGCGUACGUGGGCCAAGCUAGGUUUUGGUUCCUUUGGGUUAUUUCCUGGAUUUUGUCUUCAGCUAGUCCACAUGUA
This is a messenger RNA of Electrophorus electricus (electric eel), 4268 nucleotides long. It is a transcript of the gene egfra, whose product is annotated as epidermal growth factor receptor a (erythroblastic leukemia viral (v-erb-b) oncogene homolog, avian). NCBI's taxonomy places the organism in Eukaryota, Metazoa, Chordata, Actinopteri, Gymnotiformes, Gymnotidae. Gene Ontology annotation, molecular function: ATP binding; epidermal growth factor receptor activity; epidermal growth factor binding. Gene Ontology annotation, biological process: negative regulation of apoptotic process; positive regulation of epithelial cell proliferation; positive regulation of kinase activity. The record is from RefSeq and is a predicted model, not a curated record. Gene Ontology annotation, cellular component: plasma membrane; signaling receptor complex; basal plasma membrane.